GUGAGAAAAAAAUAUUUUUGUGAUCGUAGGAGACAAGUCGCAAGGGCCACAACACAUCACUUCAAAUUUCGAUGGUUCGCGUUGACGAAAUUGGCUGAAAGUCAGCGAGAUCUAUAAACAUAAAACUGUCAUGGAGGCGAGAGCUAAGCACGAAUUCAAGGCCACACAAGAAGACGAUUUAGGCUUCGCAAAAGGCUCUAUUUUGAACGUACUGGAUAUGGAUCAAGAUAAAAACUGGUAUAAAGCCGAGCAAGACGGGAGGGAAGGAUGGAUUCCCAAAACAUAUAUCGAAAUGAAACCUCACGACUGGUUCAAAGGGAAAAUCACUAGGAAACAGAGUGAAGAAAUGUUAUCUGAAUUUAAGACUGACGGCGCAUUCCUGGUCAGGGAAAGUGAAACUUCACCAGGUGAUUUUUCACUCUCUGUAAGGUUUAAUAAUCAAGUACAGCACUUCAAGGUUUUCCGGGACACUGAUCGGAAGUAUUAUUUGUGGAACACAAAGUUUCUGUCACUUAAUAAACUUGUUGACCACCAUAGGGAGGCGUCUGUCAGCAGAUCCCAGCACAUUGUACUAAAAGAUAUGAUGGAAGCUGUGCAAGCAUUGUUUGACUUUGAGGCACAAGAAGAAGGGGAAGUCAGUUUUAAGAGGGGAGACUAUAUUGAAGUCAUUGAUAACAGUGAUGUCAAUUGGUGGAGAGGGAAAGUGUUAACAACUGGAGAGAUUGGCAUGUUUCCCUCGAACUAUGUAAAGGCAAAAGAUGUGAACAUAUGAGAAUCAUUUCUAGCACCAAGUUUUACAAAAAAGAGUAACAGUGUUUCUAAAGUUCUCUGUACAGGAGCAUGCUGGCAGGCACAGGAUGUGGCCAAAGGAAUGUGGACAUUAUGCAAAAAAUUCUGUGAUUUUCUGAUAAAAUAGGACUGUGGUUUGGGUGAUGUGCAAAAUGUGUGCCAUGCCUCGCCCCAAGCUUUGAGGCAGGGUUUGUUAAAAUGGUAAUAGCCCAUAGAAAUCUCUCAAUGCAGCAUGAGACUAGGCAUUUUUUCUCAAGAGGGAUGGAGAUCACAGACAGCCUUAGCGCAUGCCUUUGGCUACAAACUGUCCUCCCUGGAAGAUUAUUAAAAAUUGGGUGUGGAUGAUAACCCCUCCCAGACCAGUAAAAAUAAGGUAGAAUUAGACAUUACUACUUGACCUUGGUGAGACCAGGGAAUCCCUGGUGAGACAGGUGUAUUUCUCUGGUAGAAACCGAAUGCACUGAACUAUGUAUAGGUACAUGGACUAAGGAAGCAUUUCAGGAACUGCAUUUCUAUCUUGGCUAUCAGUCAAAAGAUUAGAAUCUUCACACAUUUUAUAAUAAUGAAGCUAGUUUUAAUAUUGUCACAAAUUUAUUAGUCCCACUGAUGCGUCAAUUUAAGGUCAGUAAAAUACUCUUUACAUAAUUUAUAAGAGUUUUUGUACGCAGCUGUUCACUAAGAAAGAAAAGAAUUCAUAUAGCAUAUCAGUUGUAUGUACUUUUUUUAUAAAAAAUAAAGAUAAAUCAUAGUGGCCAAA
Molecule: messenger RNA, 1546 nt
Organism: Nematostella vectensis (starlet sea anemone)
Lineage: Eukaryota; Metazoa; Cnidaria; Anthozoa; Actiniaria; Edwardsiidae
Product: growth factor receptor-bound protein 2
Exons: 6
Coding region: 131-772 (213 amino acids)
Molecular function (GO): protein binding
Source: RefSeq, a predicted model, not a curated record